This is a messenger RNA of Lucilia sericata (common green bottle fly), 3883 nucleotides long. RefSeq names its product PDZ domain-containing protein 8 (gene Pdzd8). Gene Ontology annotation, molecular function: protein binding; lipid binding. The transcript has 8 exons. Gene Ontology annotation, cellular component: mitochondria-associated endoplasmic reticulum membrane contact site. NCBI's taxonomy places the organism in Eukaryota, Metazoa, Arthropoda, Insecta, Diptera, Calliphoridae. Bases 546 to 3725 code for a protein of 1059 amino acids. The record is from RefSeq and is a predicted model, not a curated record. Gene Ontology annotation, biological process: mitochondrial calcium ion homeostasis.
UAAUGUCCAUACAAGUGCAAGUGAUAUAGACACGUCAAAUAAACAAAAGCGGAAAUACGGAAAUUAAAUUAAUAUAAGAAAUUUAUUAAAAAAAAUCUACACAGAAAUUGUGAAAAUUAUAAAAAAUAAUAUUAAGAAAAGUUUAUUUAUACGAAAAGUGUUAAUUUAUAAUAAAAAGAAAAAAAGUGAUUUCCCUGAAUCCUUUGAAAUGUAACACGUCUGCUGAAAAAAAAAGUUUUCUUUAGCUAAGAACUACAAACAACCCACACCCUAAGUAAAUGUGUCCCAAUCUAUUGUAUAUUAAACAAUACACUAAAAAUAACUUAUUUUCAAACAAAUUUAUUGACUUUUCCGUCUCUGUGGACGAGUGUAGAAAGUGUGUGUGUGUGUGUGUGUUUAAAAUGAUGAAAUAUAAUUAAAAUUAAUCUGCAAAAAUACCAAACAAAUAAAUCAUAAUUUAAAAAAAAAAAAACAAUAACAAUUAAUAAUAAGAAGCAAAAAAUUUUGGAAAUUAUUAAAACGGCACGUUUAACAAAUCAAUCAAUAUGGAUAUAAACUUUUCAAUGUUAAUACUAUUGUGUUUUAUAUUCUUUAUAAUUGGAGCAGUUUUUAUAUUACUGCUGCAAUAUUAUGUGUAUAUGAAAUUCUCCCUACUGCCCGAGGAGACAGCCGAACAGAAGGACAUCAAUUCAAAAUAUAAAUUACCAACGACUCUUCAUCAAACUGCUUUGGCUUUUAAUCAGUCACCUGCUGCUGCUGUAGCCGCAACAGCCACAACCUCAUCAACAACAGCAGGAGCACCAACCACACCAUCGUUACCAAAUCCCUUGGGUAUUAAUUUGAAUAGUAAAGACGCAGAUGCUUCUUCAUUGACAUCGCUAAAUUUCGUUAUGCAGUUCCUAUUUCAUGAAUUGAAAAAUUCAAAUCGCGUGAGAAAAUGGUUUUAUCGUAAACUUUCAUUGGAAUUAGACGAAUUGAUAGCAAAAACAACAACAGGCAAAUUAUUCGAUAAAUUAACGAUAAAACAACUUGAGUUGGGUGAUCAAUUUCCGGAGAUAAAAACCUUAAGAGUUCAUAAUGUUGAAUUGGAUGAAAGUGGCGAACGUAUUGAGAAUUUAGAUUUAUUAUUGGAAAUUCAUUAUAUGGGCAAUUUCCGUACAUCAAUAGAUGCUGAUAUGGUGCUGGGCAAGAAGGGUUCAUUGACAUUAAAAGUCAAACAGCUAUCCGGCUUAGCACGUUUACAGUUCACCCGCAAUCCCUAUACACAUUGGUCUCUUAGUUUUCUGGGUGAUCCCGAAUUAGACUUAGCCAUCGAAUCAAAAUAUCAAGGACGUCAAAUGCAAUCCAAUAUAACCAGUUUAAUAUCGAAUCAAAUACGCAAAGCGGUUAGACGUAAGCAUACCUUACCCAAUUAUAAACUACGUUAUAAACCAUUUUUCCACAAGACUCCCGAGGAGGAUGUGGGCGAAAGUGAGGGUAUACAACCGAAUGGUGUAUUGGAAGUUAAAGUAUCGGAAAUAUCUCGACUCAUGUGCCCGGCACAUUUAACAGAUAUUUAUUGUUCCAUAACUAUGGCUUCGUUGGCAUUUGUAGAGGCUCAUCAGCAAGAUGAUCGUCAUGUUAUGGUUUCUCUAGAUGUAGAAAUACAUAAAGCUAAAAAUCAACAAAUUGGCAUAAUAUUCAAACAAUCCUCGGCCGAUAUGGUAGAGAUAGAGGCAGUGUUACCCAAUACACCAGCCUGUAAAUCGAAUCUAAAAGUGGGUGAUAUCCUAUUGGCCAUAGAAGGGAAACGUGUGACUACCAUACAGCAAGUAGCCAAAAUUAUUAAGGGUCUUCAAACGAAUAAUUUUAGUUUGCGCAUUGAUCGCGUCAUACCGGGCAUAAUACGCAACGAUGCCAUUUUAGAGGAUUUAGACAUAUAUGAAGAUGUAGGUGAUAAUAAAAGUGGCUAUGGCGCUGCUGCCAAACCCACUGACACUAUACCCAUACGCAGUAGCAUUGACAAGGGCACCAGCAGUGAGUCCAGUCUAUCGAAUACUCCUACCAAUUCACCCAAAAAGACAAAACUCAUAGCGAAGGCAUUAAAGAAAACCAUUAGUCGAGAUCAUAGUGAUAGUCUUAAAGAUGAGGAGUCCAAAUCAAAAGCUAAAGUCUUAGCCAAACAAGCUACUCUACACAAGGUUCCGUCUAAAACAAAUUGCGAAAGUCUACUUAGCUCAUUUGGUACUGGGGUGAAUGAUGUGGAACACUAUUAUCAGCAUUCUACAGUCGAUUGUAAAUUGGCCACUUUGAUUCAUAUGGAAGAUGUUUGCAAUUUUAAAUUGGAUCCCCAGUGUCGUUAUUUGAAUGUUUGUGUCUACGGCAAGUCUUUGGGAGAAAACCAGCUGUUGGGUUUUACCAACAUACCCAUUUAUCAAAUAUUGGCCGAAUGCUGUGAGACCAGUUUGAGUCAAUCGUUUAAGACGUAUGAAUUGAAUCCACCCAUACCAGAGGAUUUAAAAAAUCAUCAUUUAUCUACCCAAUCGGGUUUUAAUCCCAAUUUAUGUUUUGGUGAUAUAUUAUUUGCUUUUACCUGGGAUGGUAAUCCAAAUUUAGCAGCCACGGAGACACCCUCCAAACAAACAUUGAAAAUUAAAUCAAAAUCUGUCACCUCGGUAGAUAAAACUGACGAUAGCGGCUACUCCGACACCAUUUCCAUCAAGUCCACUGAUACUACAGCCUAUCAAACACGAGCCCAUAACUUCAUACGCACACAUUUUCAACGUGCCACACAAUGUGAUUUUUGUGGCAAGAAAAUUUGGCUUAAAGAUGCCGUACAGUGUCGCGAUUGUUUCAUGUGUUGCCACAAGAAAUGCAUUAAUAAAUGUCAAAAUGCCACAGUAUGCGGUCCGGUAGAUUGUUCCUCUGCUCUGCAACAACAACAACAACAAACAACCUCAACGGUGGCAACACCCGAAUUCAUGGUUACCGAAGCCGACAUUGGUAAUGGUUUGGAUGCAGAAACCGAAAUUGUUUUCAGCGCUGACAAUACUGAUAAAAAAUCGAAUGCUACUACACCGACACCCAGCAAUUUGGAAGUACAUCGUUCAAGUUUGACCGGAUUAUUGGCUCAGGGUAUUAAGCGUGUUAAUUCUGCUAAUAAUCUAGCCAUACCUGGCAUAGUAUCUUCUAUAGCGGGUGUUACGGGCAAUGUUAGUAGUGUGGGUGGCAUGACACCGGGUUCGAUAGCGAAAAGUUUACCACCAACUCCCCAACAUACGCCCUCAAGAAAAUCUUCAGUGAUUUCUUUAGGUCCAAAUACUUUUGAUUUGGUUACCCAACGUUUGGAAGCAUUGCCCUCCGAUGUCACUAGUUUUUCGACCGAACAAAUUAUUUCAAUUACCGAGCAUAUAAUGCUACUACCUAAGGAUGAAGAUGUCAUGAGUUUGGCUAAGAAUGCUAGCAAAAAUCUGUAUGGUGAUUUCAAUGGUUCCGAGAGAGUGGAUAAAAUUAAUGCAUUGCUCUCAAAAUUGCGUUUGGCUCUGGACAGUGAAACGGCUAUUCACUCGAAUCUAACGGCUUCAAUGAAAAAUGGCAGCACAGAACUUUUGUCCACAACGGAAAAUCCUACAACACAACAUCCAAAUAUUUUAGGGAAAUCCGAGGAACGUAUCCAGGCCCUAAGUGUAACAAUGUUAUAUUUAUGUACUGGUCUGCAGCAUGCUCAAGGCGUAGCCAUGCAGUAAAUGUGAAAAGAUCUAGAUAUGAAAAGUUUAAAAAAACCACAUAUUGAAUAUUUUUUUUAAAAAUAAGGCUGAAACCAUUAAAAACAUAUUAUGGAAUUUUGAAGUAGUCAAAUUAAAACAUACCAAAAAAAAAAAAAAUGAAAGAAGUAUUAAAAAAC